Molecule: messenger RNA, 1404 nt
Organism: Cucumis sativus (cucumber)
Lineage: Eukaryota; Viridiplantae; Streptophyta; Magnoliopsida; Cucurbitales; Cucurbitaceae
Product: transcription factor bHLH93
Exons: 4
Coding region: 120-1148 (342 amino acids)
Biological process (GO): regulation of DNA-templated transcription
Cellular component (GO): nucleus
Molecular function (GO): sequence-specific DNA binding; protein dimerization activity; DNA-binding transcription factor activity
Source: RefSeq, a predicted model, not a curated record
CUCAAAUCUUUUCUUUUCUUUUCUUUUCCUUUUUAUAUAUUAUAAUAUUUCCUCAACUUGGUGUAACUCCAUGUUCAUUACUCUGUUUCCCACUUUCUUCAGACCAAAAGAAGAAGACAAUGGAGCUCAGUCAACAUGGUUUCUUAGAGGAGUUAUUAGCUUCAACACCUUGGACUUCUUCAUACUCAAACGGGUUCAAUGAUUUUUUUCAAAAUGGCUGGAAUUUCACUUCUUUUGAUGAAAAUCCCCAAAUGGCUUCUUCCACUUUCUCCAAUUUUCCCACUAUCCAAACACCUAAUGAUUUUUCUUUCGCCGAUCAACAACUCUACAGCAAUUUUCUCGAAGGGUUUGCGAUGCCGGAGCUCGAUUCCUCGUCCUACACUAAGAACAACGAAACCCCACCAUUUGUUUCGCAAGAAGAAAUGAGUAAUAAGAACAAUGGUUACCCUCCCGUGGCGAUGGAGGAGGAAGAACUUGGUUUUAUCGAGACUGAAACAGCUCCAAGUGUUUGUAAAGUGGAAAUGGAGCAAAUGGGUGUUCGUGAAAUUAAUGGUUCUAUAAUGGGUGUCGCAGAAUUGGGAAAAAGAAGCAGCAACAAAGCUAAGAAGAUUGAAGGACAGCCUUCAAAGAAUUUAAUGGCGGAAAGAAGAAGAAGGAAGCGGUUGAAUGAUCGGCUUUCAAUGCUCAGAGCCAUAGUCCCUAAAAUAAGCAAGAUGGAUAGAACGUCUAUACUUGGAGACACAAUCGAUUAUGUGAAAGAGCUGCUAGAAAGAAUCAAUAACUUGAAAGAAGAAGAGGAAACUGGUUUAGAUUCAAAUCACGUGGGUUUCUUCAAUGGGAUCUCUAAGGAAGGGAAGUCCAAUGAGGUUCAAGUGAGAAAUUCUCCAAAGUUCGAUGUUGAAAGGAAGGAGAAGGAGACUCGAAUCGACAUUUGCUGUGCAACAAGGCCAGGAUUAUUGCUGUCUACAGUCAACACAUUAGAAGCAUUGGGUCUUGAGAUUCAGCAGUGUGUUAUUAGCUGCUUCAAUGAUUUUUCAAUGCAAGCUUCUUGUGCAGAGCAGGGAAGUGCUCAGAAAGCUGUGGCAAGUUCUGAUGAUAUAAAGGAAGCACUGUUCAGAAAUGCAGGAUAUGGAGGAAAGUGCUUGUAGAGAAAACACUUCAAAUCAUGAGCUCUCACCUUAACCUUGAAGUGAAGAACAUUAAUGGCGUUCUUCAUAAGGAUGAAUGAGAAUCUGUUGCAAUUAGAAAUAAUUGAUCCGAGAGGCUCUUUCUAAUAAUUAAUCUUGGUUUUAUUUGAUGCAUUUAGUGAUUAGUUUUAGAUAUACCGAAAAUGACACUCCAAUAAUGUACUGAACGAGAUGAACUAAAGAGUUCCAUUUUUCAAGAUAGUAUUCUCUUUUCUUA